UGGGGGGGGGUGAGGGCUGCUAAAACUAACCUGCAACGCGGUGUACAUCCUUUAUGCGUAUGCCUGUCUCUUCAAGUAAUACGUUGCGCGAGGAGAGAGACGGAUACGGAAAACAUAGAACCCAUUACACGAAGUAAUUUAAGGAAAUAGUAACAUGUUCAAAUAAAAGUACAGUUAUCAUGAACAAAUGAGGGACGUAUCCUGGUCCUGCAUUUGAGUUGCAGUAUAUGUUUGGUGUGGUGAAAAUGCAGAUGGCUAGAUUUUUCGCUGUCGGUUUUUUCGCAUUGUGUUUACUGAGUGUGGGAGGUGAAAGGGUGACAUACACAUCGUCGGGUUGUGAUUUUCCGGCAAUUUACAACUUUGGUGACUCAAAUUCAGACACCGGUGCUAACUCGGCUGCAUUUUACCCCAUGGCAUCACCCUGUGGUGAAACUUUCUUCCACAGACCGGCCGGUAGGGGCUGUGACGGCCGUCUCAUCAUAGAUUUUAUUGCAAAGCAUUUGGGGUUGCCAUACUUGAGUCCAUAUUUGGACUCACUAGAGAGCAAUUUCAGGCACGGUGCUAAUUUUGCCAGCGGCGGAGCGGCCAUCCGGCGUUCCAAUGAGUCCAUGUCUGAAAAUGGUGUGAGCCCUUUUUAUCUUGACAUCCAGAUUGCUCAGUAUACCCAGUUCAAGUCACGUACCAUCAGUCUUUCCAGCCAAGCCGAGAUACAAUCCGACAGAUUCCCAAUAGUUGAUGACUUCGCAAAGGCGCUCUACACUUUCGAUAUAGGACAAAAUGAUCUAGCCGCAGGUUUUCGGAAAAAAUUCAGCAGUGAACAGUUUGAAGCACAAAUCACAGACAUGAUUAACCAGCAAGCUAACGCCGUACGAAAUUUGUAUGAACAAGGGGCAAGGACAUUCUGGAUACACAACACGGGUCCGAUUGGUUGCUUGGCAGUGACGUUACACAACAUCCAUAAUCCGAGCCCUGGCUUGGUUGACGGCCAGGGUUGCGACAAGUUUCAAAAUGACAUGGCCAAACAGUUCAAUAGGCAGCUGGAGCAGAAAGUGAUCCAGCUAAGGAAGGAGCUCCCCCUUUCUGCCAUAACGUAUGUCGAUGUCUUCGCUACAAAGUACGAACUAAUUGGCAACGCGACGAAGCACGGAUUUUUGGAUAAGGCAAACAUCUGCUGUGGAUAUCAUGAACACGACGACCAUGUGUGGUGUGGUAAUAAGGGCAUCAUAAGCAAUGGGACUCAAGUAUAUGCUGGUUCAUGUGAAGAUCCUUCCUUGUAUAUUAGCUGGGACGGUGUACACUACACCGAGGCUGCAAACCGUUGGAUUGCUGAUCAAAUCGUCGGCGGUUCCUUCUCAGACGUGCCGGUUCCAAUCACAGAUUCAUGUCAUAGGAUUCGAUCCGAGUAAAUUCGUAUACAUAUGUGAUGCUUUCUAUAGCCUCGUAAUUAGUAGUUAACAUGAAAAAAGAAAAAAAAAAAAAAAAGCAGUUAAGAAAUAGUAAACUCAGAAAAAAAGCAGAUAAAUAUUGUAUAAUCAAGGAAUUAAACAUUUUAUUAUACAAAA
Molecule: messenger RNA, 1562 nt
Organism: Pyrus x bretschneideri (Chinese white pear)
Lineage: Eukaryota; Viridiplantae; Streptophyta; Magnoliopsida; Rosales; Rosaceae
Product: GDSL esterase/lipase At5g14450-like
Exons: 6
Coding region: 228-1406 (392 amino acids)
Molecular function (GO): hydrolase activity, acting on ester bonds
Source: RefSeq, a predicted model, not a curated record